Messenger RNA from Nerophis ophidion (straightnose pipefish), 6233 nucleotides. It is a transcript of the gene ppm1lb, whose product is annotated as protein phosphatase, Mg2+/Mn2+ dependent, 1Lb. The coding region runs from base 354 to 1448 and encodes 364 amino acids. Gene Ontology annotation, cellular component: cytosol; nucleus. Gene Ontology annotation, molecular function: protein serine/threonine phosphatase activity; cation binding. The record is from RefSeq and is a predicted model, not a curated record. NCBI's taxonomy places the organism in Eukaryota, Metazoa, Chordata, Actinopteri, Syngnathiformes, Syngnathidae. Gene Ontology annotation, biological process: positive regulation of canonical NF-kappaB signal transduction; protein dephosphorylation; positive regulation of canonical Wnt signaling pathway. The transcript has 4 exons.
CUGGCAGCGGAGCUGGUCCCCGGUCACAGCCAGUGUGGCAGCUGGGAAUGUGAGGACUCUCUCGGGCUGCUAUUCCGGGGUCCGGGGGGGACAGUCCCGGGGCUGGACGAAGAAGAACCAGGCUGACAUACGCAUCGAGGUCCGGCGUGGUGGACUUAAAGUCCCGAAUCCCACCACGUGAUCAGCGGGUGUCUGCGGUUCGUCUCCUGCGGGGCUGCGGGCUGAGGUGUUCGGAACUUGAACGUCUCAUCCGCUUCUUGAGGUUUUUGGUUCGACGGUCUCGCCGGGACGCCGGAGCCCUCCUGCGCGGAGCAGCCAUGGACUGACGACCUCCCGCGGACGAAGGAUAAUAAAUGAUCGAGGAGACGAUGACCCUGCUCUCCCUCCUAGGUCGCAUCAUGCGCUAUUUCCUCCUCCGCCCGGAGACCCUCUUCCUGCUCUGCAUCAGUCUCGCCCUGUGGAGCUACUUCUUCCACACGGACGAGGUGAAGACCAUCGUCAAGUCCAGCCGGGACGCGGUCAAGAUGGUGAAGGGGAAAGUGGCCGAGAUGAUGCAGAACGAGCGCUUCGGCGUCCUGGACGCGCAGUUCGCCAAGACGUGGGAGUCCAAGAGCAGCGACGUCGCCGUCUACUCCAUCCAGGGCCGGAGAGACCACAUGGAGGACCGCUUCGAGGUGCUGGCCGACCUCGUCAACAAGAGCCACCCGUCCAUUUUGGGCAUUUUUGACGGCCACGGUGGAGAGGCGGCUGCUGACUAUGCAAAGACUCACCUGCCUGAAGCGCUGCGCCAGCAGCUGCUGACCUACGAGCGGGAGAAAGAGCGGGAUAGAGAGAAGGAGAAGGAGGAGAGAAAAAAGAUGUCCUACACGUCCAUCCUGGAGCAGCAGAUUCUGGCGCUGGACCGGCAAAUGUUGGAAAAGCUGUCCUCCACAUACAAUGAAGCAGGCACCACAUGCCUGGUGGCCCUCUUGUCCGAUAAGGAGCUGACGGUGGCCAACGUGGGCGAUUCCCGAGGGGUGCUGUGCGACAAGGACGGCAACGCCAUUCCUCUAUCGCACGACCACAAGCCGUACCAGCUCAAGGAACGCAAGAGGAUCAAGAAAGCUGGCGGCUUCAUCAGCUUCAAUGGCUCGUGGCGCGUCCAGGGCAUCCUGGCCAUGUCCCGCUCUCUGGGCGACUACACCCUGAAGAACCUCAACGUGGUGGUCUCCGAUCCCGACGUCCUGUCCUUUGACCUGGACAAGGUGCAGCCCCGGUUCAUGAUCCUGGCCUCGGACGGCCUGUGGGACACCUUCAGCAACGAGGAAGCCGUGCGCUUCGUCCAAGAGCGCCUGGACGAGCCUCACUUCGGCGCCAAGAGCAUCGUCCUCCAGUCUUACUACCGCGGUUGCCCCGACAACAUCACAGUCAUGGUGGUCAAGUUCAAAGGGAAGGCUGGUGAGCAGUAAAAUAACCGACCCUGACACUUUUUGUGGGAUUUCUAUUACAGACGAGUGGGCCGCCCCUUAUUAUUUAUUUGCUUUCAAAGUGUGCAGUAAGGAUGUCCGUCAAGCUUGGAAGUGAUUGUGUCGCAUUGAAGCAAAAAAGAAGUGCACUACUUGGCUGCACUAGAUGCAAAUUCAUGCUUUCUGCUGUCCCAUUGAAAAUAACACAACACUUGCUUGUUAGUACGAGCAUCUUAAAAGUAUUUUUUUUUUAAUUGACCAAUUCUCUUCAUGUCCUUAGACACAUUUUCUAAUGGAUUUAAAUCUAGUCCUAGACUUUAAACCUCUUCUAAAGUACUUGCCCUUGUUUUGUUGACGUCAGUGUACUACGGGAGGUCGAGUAACUUGAUGCUGCAAUCAUCAGAUGUUCUAUCUGAAUGAUUGACGGCUUGGUUACAGCUGCAGAUCCCCAUUACUGCGUUGUACAUUUAAAUAUCUUACAAAAACCCACAACACCCGAAAGCAGCGAAGUUGUCUCGGUUUGUAAAUGGUAAAUAAAAAGAGAAUACAAUGAUUUGCAAAUCCUUUUUAACGGGGGCAUUUUUACCACUGUGUUACAUGGCCUUUCCUUUUAACAACCCCCAGUAAAUCUCAGGUUCCAACACUGAUGGCAUCUAUUAAACAGGCAAAGAAGCAAGGAAUUAAACAGAGACAAGAUUUAAUUUGGCUCAAUUGAGGAGAAACGUGUAGACCUGUACCCUUGUACAGUGUCGUCCCACGCUCUGACGUGAAGUGAAGUGAAUUAUAUUUAUAUAGCGCUUUUUCUCUAGUGACUCAAAGCGCUUUACGUAGUGAAACCCAAUAUCUAAGUUACUUACAUUCAAACCAGUGUGGGUGGCACUGGGAGCAGGCGGGUAAAGUGUCUUGCCCACGGACACAACGGCAGUGACUAGGAUGGCGGAAGCGGGAAUCGAACCUGCAACACUCAAGUUGCUGGCUGAGCUAAACCGCCCCACAAAACAUUGUACGCCUCCUCUUUUAUUUGGACGUUCCCUGAUUACAUGGCAACAGCUGUUUUCUAAAGGAAGGAGCGGUCGUAAACAGCUGUCGCUUUUGGUUACAACAGCUCAAAGAAAAGGUGCCUGGAGGGGGAGUCAGGUCCUGCUUCCUCUCUGCUUCGGAGACCUCGGGUCAAGGUUACAAUACGUCAAAGAAACCGACACCAUGUCGAAUUCGAUCCUACACAGUGGCGUUUUACAAACAUUUUGAUUGGUAAGAUCAAAGACAGCUUUUGUCUGCUCGCCGGGAACUCAUUGAAACACAAAAUUAACUUAGAUACAAUUAUUCUGACAGUAAACGUUUGGGAACUGAGGAGACACAUUUUCUGAAGUGAAAUUCUUUCUCAUUCUUGCUUGUUGUGAUGCUUAAGUUGUGCUAUUUUAGGCUUCAUAAUGCGCCACACAUUUUCAACGGAAGACAGGUACGGCCUACAGGCAGGCCAGUCUAGUACCCGCACUCUUUUACUACGAAACCACGCUGUUGUAACACAUGGCUUGGCAUUGUUUUGCUGAAAUAAGCAGGGGCGUCCAUGAUAACGUUGCUUGGAUGACAACAUAUGUUGCUCCAAAACCUGUAUGGACCUUUCAGCAUUAAUGGUGCCUUCACAGAUGUGUAAGUUACCCAUGCCUUGGGCACUAAUACACCCUAAUACCAUUACACAUGCUGCCUUUAUAACUGUGCGCUUAGAACAGUCCGGAUGGUUCUUUUCCUCUUUGUUCCGGAGGACAGGACAUCCACAGUUUUCAAAAACAAUUUGAAAUGUGGACUCGUCAGACCACAGAACACUUUUCCACUUUGCAUCAGUCCAUCUUAGAUGAGCUCGGGCCCAGCGAAGCCGUCGGCGUUUCUGGGUGUUGUUGAUAAAUGGCUUUGGCUUUGCAUAAUAGAGUUUUAACUUGCACUUAUAGAUGUAGCGACCAACUGUAGUUACUGACAGGGGUUUUCUGAAGUUUUCCUGAGCCCAUAUGGUGAUAUCCUUUACACACUGAUGUCUAUUUCUGAUGCAGUGCCGCCAGCUCGGACCUUAAAUAUCUUGUCUUUGCAGUCUAUACAAUUGAAUAUGAGUUGAAAAGUAUCUAAUACACCCCCAUACCAUCACAGAUGCUGGCUUUUCAACUGUGCGCUUAGAACAGUCCCGAUGGUUCUUUUCCUCUUUGUUCCGGAGGACAGGACAUCCACAGUUUCCAAAAACAAUUUGAAAUGUGGACUCGUCAGACCACAGAACACUUUUCCACUUUGCAUCAGUCCAUCUUAGAUGAGCUCGGGCCCAGCGAAGCCGUCGGCGUUUCUGGGUGUUGUUGAUAAAUGGCUUUGGCUUUGCAUAAUAGAGUUUUAACUUGCACUUAUAGAUGUAGCGACCAACUGUAGUUACUGACAGGGGUUUUCUGAAGUUUUCCUGAGCCCAUAUGGUGAUAUCCUUUACACACUGAUGUCUAUUUCUGAUGCAGUGCCGCCAGCUCGGACGUUAAAUAUCUUGUCUUUGCAGUCUAUUCAAUUGAAUAUAAGUUGAAAAGGAUUUGCAAAUCAUUGUAUUCUCUUUUUAUUUAGUAUUUACACAACGUGACAACCUCACCGGUUUUGGGUGUUGUAGAUUGUUCAAUCCUUCAUUUUGACUGCGUCUACUUUAAAGUGGACCUGGUGUCCACGUUAACGUCACACUAAAGGGCCGCACUCGACAGGUAUCGUUUCUUCUCGCGUGACGGCACUAUAGAAAUGAAUCUUGGAAGUACUUUAGAGUAGUCAGUGUACCGCUUGUGUUGCUGAAAAUAAGUCAACACAUCCUUUGUCGUCUUAAUCGCUGGCAACACAAGUUCACAUUUUUAACAGGUAGUAUAAGUCUACACUGCAAGAUAAGGUGUACGUUGACUACUCUAAAGUAAAUCCAAGUGUUAUUUCUAUAGUAGUGUUGCUUGGGAAGCUCUACUCACUUUGCUGAGAUAGUGUGAGUCAAUUAGGUUCUGGCUGAGGAAAAUAAAUAUUGUGGAGUUCCAUGCAGCAAUACAAGCAUGUCAUGUUGAGGAAGGAGGUGUUGAUAAUAGUAUGGGACUGCAACAUCGAUUCAUUCUUUUGGACGUUUUAGUUCAGAAUAUUUCAUGGAUGCCUGAUAUUUUGUUUUUUAUUUUUUUGUUUGAUGGCUUUUAAAACUCUAGAUUGAUCAGACUUUGGGACCCGUGCACCGAGAACAGUCCACGUCACCCCCAUUUGAUCCAGUCUUCAUUGGCUUCCACUCUAAUUCAGUUCAAGAUUUUAGUCCUGACUUCCCGUGCGUUGCAUGGUGGGGCCCCUCAGUACAUGACUUGUUAGGCCCCUACUCUUCAGUUGCAUGAUGGGGCCCCUAAAGUACAUCACUGACAUGUUAUGCCCCUACUCUUCAGUUGCAUGGUGGGGCCCCUCAAUACGUCACUGACUUGUUAUGCUCCUACUCUUCAAUUGCAUGGUGGGGCCCCCUCAGUACAUCACUGACUUGUUAUGCCCCUACUUUGUUAUGCCCCUACUCUUCAGUUGCGUGGUGGGGCCCCCUCAGUACAUUCUGACUUGGUAUGCCCCUACUUUUCAGUUGCAUGGUGGGGCCCCUCAGUACAUCACUGACUUGUUAAUUCCCUACUCAUCAGUUGCAUGGUGGGGCCCCCUCAGUGCAUCACUGACUUGUUAUGCCCCUACUCUUCAGUUGCAUGGUGGGGCCCCCUCAGUACAUCACUGACUUGUUAGGCCCCUACUCUUCAGUUGCAAGGUGGGGCCCCUAAGUACAUCACUGACUUGUUAAGCCCCUACUCUUCAGUUGCAUGGUGGGGCCCCUCAGUACAUCACUGACUUGUUAUGCCCCUACUCUUCAGUUGCAGGGUGGGGCCCCUAAGUACAUCACUGACUUGUUAAGCCCCUACUCUUCAGUUGCAUGGUGGGGCCCCUCAGUACAUUACUGAUUUGUUAUGCCCCUACUCUUCAGUUGCAAGGUGGGGCCCUUAAGUACAUCACUGACUUGUUAUGCCCCUACUCUUCAGUUGCAUGGUGGGGCCCCUCUGUACAUGACUUGUUAUGCUCCUACUCUUCAGUAUCAUGGUGGGGCCCCUCAGUACAUCACUGACUUGUUAAGCCCCUACUCUUCAGUUGAAUGGUGGGGCCCCCUGAGUACAUCACUGACUUGUUAAGCCCCUACUCUUCAGUUGCAAGGUGGGGCCCCUAAGUACAUCACUGACUUGUUAAGCCCCUACUCUUCAGUUGCAUGGUGGGGCCCCUCAGUACAUGACUUGUUAGGCCCCUACUCUUCAGUUGAAAGAUUUGGGCCCCUGAGUACAUCACUGACUUGAUAUGCCCCUACUCUUCAGUUGCAUGAUGGGGCCCCUCAGUACAUCACUGACGUGUUAAGCUCCUACUCUUCAGUUGCAUGGUGGGGCCCCCUCAGUACAUUGUGACUGGGUAUGCCCCUACUCUUCAGUUGCAUGGUGGGGCCCCCUCAGUACAUCGUGACUUGGUAUUUCCCUACUCUUCAGUUGCAUGGUGGGGCCCCCUCAGUACAUUCUGACUUGUUAUGCUCCUACUCUUCAGUUGCAUUGUGGGGCCCCUCAGUACAUGACUUGUUAGGCCCCUACUCUUCAGUUGAAAGAUUUGGGCCCCUGAGUACAUCACUGACUUGAUAUGCCCCUACUCUUCAGUUGCAUGGUGGGGCCCCCUCAGUACAUUGUGACUUGGUAUUCCCCUACUCUUCAGUUGCAUCGUGGGGCCCCCUCAGUACAUUGUGACUUGGUAUUUCCC